Molecule: messenger RNA, 2166 nt
Organism: Equus caballus (horse)
Lineage: Eukaryota; Metazoa; Chordata; Mammalia; Perissodactyla; Equidae
Source: RefSeq, a predicted model, not a curated record
AUGGGGCCCUGGUGGGUCAGUCUCCUGCUGCUGACACCCCUCUGCCUUCUGUAUCGAGGGGUCUCAGGGCAGCCCCAUCCGACCCUCGGAGCCAGUGCAGAGGAGGCCGCAUCCAUCCAAGGAGUGAGGGGCAGCUCUGUGGAGCUGGCCUGUGGCUCCCGGCCUGCCCCUCUGGUGGUCUUCUGGAGCUUCACGCCCCUAGGCUCACUGAUUCCCCAUCCUGUGGCCGUCACCAAUGGAGCAGAGUCCAAGGUGGAGGCCGGGGCCUCGGCUCUGGGGGCCGUGAGUCUGCAGAACAGCAGCCUGGUGCUGAGGGAGCUGCGGGAGGGUGCCCGCGGCCACUUCCUGUGCCAGGCCCUGCACGUGGCCGGCGGCCAGCUCCACGCCACCUACUCCUACCUCGCUCUGGCCGUGCUGGUGCCUGUUUCGAAGCCUCAGGUGCGGCUGAGUGACCCGUCCCCAGUGGAGGGGACCUCCGUGGUGGCCACGUGUGCAGUGCGGGAGGGCACCGAGCCCGUGACCUUUGCCUGGCAGCAUCAGGCACCCCAAGGCUCUUGGGAAGCGCUGGUGGGGGUCACGAAGAGACUUCUCCACCUGGACCCAGUCAACAGGACACACCUGGGCUGGUACAUGUGCAGUGCCCACAACGCUGUCAACCGGCUGAACAGUGAAGGAGCCUUCCUGGAUGUCAUCUAUGGUCCAGACAAUCCUGUGAUCACCGUAGAGCCGCCGGGCUUCAUUGAGGAAGGCUUUUGGGCCAGUGAGAGGGAAGAGGUGACCCUGAACUGCCUGGCUGCAUCCAACCCGCCUAGUCACUAUGCGUGGCUCCGUGACCACACUCAGGUCCACGCUGGGCCUACCUACAUCAUCGCCAGCGCUGGCCGCACCCACACAGGCCUAUACACCUGCCUGGCCCACAACAGCCGCCUGGACAGCCGCACACAGACCACUGUCCGGCUCACCAUCUACUCUGCCCAGCUGCAGUGGGAAGGGCCCCAGGGAACUGGCCCCACUGCCCCCAGCAAUGUCACCUGGAGUCGUGCAGCCACAGAGCUCCCCAACAGCAGUGUCUUCACCUGCACUGGCCAGCACCCAGCCCUGGCACUGCCCGCCCUCUGCAGGAUCACGCUCUGCACAAUCAGAGACCAGUUCAUCAUGCUGAGGUGUGAGUGGCCUGGAGGUGAGCCCCCUGCCGUGCUGAGCUGGCUUGAUGGACAGCAGCAGCCCCUGGGCGGCAGCAGCUCCUCGCUGGCCGUCCACCUCCUGCAGGCCCAGGAAGAUCUGACUGGCAGAGAGUUCACCUGCCGAGGCACUCACCCACUCAGGGUCCCUGACCCUCACUGCCGGCUCCAGCUGGAAGCUCCACAGCUGGCAGUGGCUGAGCCCCAGGUGUCAGUGCUGGAGGGGGGAGAGGCCUGGCUGGGGUGUGCCCUCCUGGGGGGCAUGCCACCUGCCCAGCUCCUCUGGCUGGGCCCCCAGCGACGGCAGGUGGAAUCAGGCACUUCUGGAUACACGCUGCACCCUGAGGGUGCCCAGCUCCACCUUAGAAUCCGGGACGCAGACCCAGCACGCCACAGGGGCACCUACCAGUGCGUAGCCCUCAACGCCUUGGGCAACAGCAGUCAGAGUGUCCUGUUGGAGGUCCUGAGGUAUCCAGCUCCUCCCAACGUCACCAUCAGCCGCCUGACCUACGGGAGACACCGGAGGGAGGUGCAGCUGCAGUGGGCCAUCGACGGCCCUGGGAACUGGACGGGCUUCCUGGUGCAGCGGAGGGCCAGGGUCCCAGGCCCAGGAGCUGGGGCUUGGGAGACGGCAGCUAGUGACAUCGAGCCAGAGAGCAGAGGCCGGCGGCUGGGGGGCUUGGACCCAGGGGUCCUUUAUGCCUUCCGCAUCCUAGCUCUGAAUCACCGCACAGCCGGAUAUCCCUCUGAGGUGAAGAUACCAGCGGACCCCCCCUUCAGUGCCUAUCCAGCAGUGCUGGGUGCAGCAGGCACGGGAAUGGUGGUGGCAACGGUGGCCUCUCUCCUGGUGUUCCAGUAUGCUGCCCGGCACCCAGAGACUUUCCCCCGCAUUGAAACAGCACCCACCACCCCAAGUUCGGGUCCUGCACAAGAAUCCACGGAUGCUCCAGUCAACGUCACCACCACAGUGACUGCAACACCAUGA